Eucalyptus grandis is the source of this 1652-nucleotide messenger RNA. Its product is annotated as ribosomal RNA small subunit methyltransferase, mitochondrial. The transcript has 2 exons. The record is from RefSeq and is a predicted model, not a curated record. Gene Ontology annotation, biological process: rRNA methylation. Bases 387 to 1526 code for a protein of 379 amino acids. Gene Ontology annotation, molecular function: rRNA (adenine-N6,N6-)-dimethyltransferase activity. Gene Ontology annotation, cellular component: mitochondrial matrix. NCBI's taxonomy places the organism in Eukaryota, Viridiplantae, Streptophyta, Magnoliopsida, Myrtales, Myrtaceae.
CUGGGUUUUUUUUAAUGUAUUACAGCAUGUUACAUGGUAUGGCAUAUUCAACAGUGAUGCCCUUUUUUUGGAUCUCAAAUUCGCGGAUGUUUCCCACGAUAUAACGGUGACGAUGUUUUGAUCUGACGUCCAGUCAACCCGACAAAGGAAUUCGAGCACUUUCAACUGACAAUGCCUUUAGCUUUUGAAGAAUUGAACAGUAGCAGCACGUUUCCUCUGCAUUUCGGCGGUUAGAUGCUGAUGUUCAGACCGAGCAAGAGCCGCGAACUUCGCAUGGUAUCGACCGUUUCUCAGUUUCGAUCCUGAAUCCGCUCCUCGCCCGACGCCGCAACAGGCGGUGACCCAUUCGAGCGCACUCGAAACAGAGACUACCCGCCCCCUUUUUCAUGUUUCGCAAGUGCCGCUCGAUUCGUGCUGAUCCGAGUCGACUGCUUUGGCGACGCGAUGGCGGUGGGCAACUUCUCCAGGCCGAGUGCAUGCACGCUCGGACCCGAGAGGACGACGGCCGCCGGGGUUCCGAGAAGGGCGCUCGAGAAGCCCGAGGACCCGAGUUUCGGCUUCACAAGAGCAAGGGCCAACACAUCCUCACCAACCCGCGAGUUCUUGAUUCGAUCGUCCGGAGGGCCGAGCUGAAGCCCGGCGACACUGUCUUGGAGAUCGGACCCGGGACGGGGAAUCUCACGCUGAAGCUCCUGGAGGUCUCCCGCAAGGUCGUGGCGGUGGAGAUCGACGGCAGGAUGGUGGACGCCCUCCGGAAGCGCGUGGCUGACCGUGGGUUUGAAGAUCGGCUCACUGUGAUACAGAAAGAUGCGCUGAAGACACAGUUUCCACCAUUUGAUAUUGUAGUUGCCAAUAUUCCGUAUCAGAUAUCGUCACCACUUAUAAUUAAAUUGGUGUAUGGGAAAAUCCAGUUUAGAAGCGCGACUCUCCUCCUGCAGAAAGAGUUUGCAAGGAGGUUAUUAGCAAAUCCUGGUGACUCAGAGUAUAACAGAUUGGCUGUCAAUGUGAAGCUGGUCGCUGAUGUGGAGUUUGCAAUGGAUGUAAGCAAGAGAGACUUUCUUCCUGUCCCUAAAGUCAACUCGUCUGUGGUCAUAAUCCGUCCAAAAACUGAACUUCCUGAGGUAAAUCUUGCUGAGUGGUGGGCUUUCACAAGGACUUGCUUCGGCAAGAAGAAUAAAACUUUAGGUGCAACAUUUAAGCAGAAGAGGAAGUUAAUGGAGAUCUUCAAAACUUCCACAUUGGCUGGUUUGAAAAAGGACGUUGCCAUCACUAACGAUGAUGGGAUUAGUGGUGUUUCUGUUGAAGAUGGUGAUAUAGAUGAAGAGGGGAACAGUGAAGAGGAGUCUCUGUCGUCGUCUGUCCCUGAAGGGGAGAUGAAUCUGUUCAAGGAGAAGAUUGUCGGGGUUCUCAGAGCCGAGGGGUUUGAAGAUAAGAGGCCUUCAAAGUUGUCCAAUGAUGAGUUGUUACAUUUGCUGGCUGUACUUAACCAUGCUGGAGUUUACUUUCAUAAUCAGGCCGAGUCAUGACAGAACGCCUUACUAGCUGAUGUACAGCACUGCACUACACCAUCAGUGUAUUGGUGUCGAGAUGAAAAUAUGAACCAUAAGUUUCAAUUUUUUUCACCACUCAUUGUUUGGUACCUUGUAGAAGCA